This is a messenger RNA of Dreissena polymorpha, 2148 nucleotides long. RefSeq names its product NACHT domain- and WD repeat-containing protein 1-like. Bases 16 to 2148 code for a protein of 710 amino acids. The record is from RefSeq and is a predicted model, not a curated record. NCBI's taxonomy places the organism in Eukaryota, Metazoa, Mollusca, Bivalvia, Myida, Dreissenidae. The transcript has 16 exons.
AUAGACAGCAAAGAAAUGUCACCGGAAAUAAAGCUCCGGAACGAGGCUCUCCGGGGGAACACGCAUCUGAUAUGCCCACCUUCCGCUAAGAUUGUGCGUAUCUUCACCAGCAGCACCUUCACGGACACCAAGCACGAACGGAACAUGUUAAUGAGGGAGGCGUACCCGAAGAUCAAAGAACAUUGCCGCAACUUUGGAUACGAAUUUCAGGUAGUGGACAUGCGUUGGGGUGUACGAGACGAGGCCACUGAUGAUCACAUGGGGACUGAACUCUGUCUCAGGGAACUCAGGCUGUAUCAAAAGCUCUCCACCGGGCCCAGCUUCGUUAACAAGGCUUUUAUAAUGGCAAGGUUCAUUUCGCAGUCACUCCUUUCCCACAAGUAUGGCUAUAUCGCGUUCCCCCGAGUGAUUUUGGCAGAUGAGUUCGAGUCUCUCAUGGUGCAGGUCGAGGACCCGGCGACCAUCCGGCUCUUCCGCAAGUGGUAUUCCCGGGACGACAACGCGGUUCCUCCCGCUUACAUCCUCGCAUCCAUCAGCACGCACCUGCCGGAUUUCAUAAGCAAGGACAAAAACAGGCAGAAAGUCGCCAAAGAGGAAUGGUGGAAGGAGAGCGAGCUCAUGCAGGACGCUCUGGAGUCGGCCGCAACCAGGGUUUUCGACCCGGAAACGGCCCGGAAGUAUAUUAUUUCUGUGACGGAGACGGAAGUGGAGGAAGGUCUGCUCAAGGCGGAGGACUCCAUCGCCAGACAGGCAAUCUGGCUUCGCCGGAACAUCGAAGACAUAGAUUGCCAAGAGAGCAGCUAUGCACUCUCCAGAUUCACCGAGUGCCUGGGUGCGCAGGAGAAAGUGGAGAAGGCUCACCGGAUGUUGCGGGAACUCAAGGAGCACCGGAUGGAGCGGCGCCUGAACCCCGACCAGUUCUUCCACUACAACGUUCACUGGGUCGGCAGGGAAGGUAUCGAGCCGGAAACCAGCGAAGAGCACCGGAAGUACCUGGCGCGCCUCUGCAAGGACUUCACGGACAACAUGAUAUCCAUGGUAACUCAGGCUAUCCGGAAGCGGAAGCUUCUGCAUGAUCGGCUCACCGAGGAAUGUCUGCAGCACAUCCGUUUGUGCCAGGCAAAGUGCGCGGAGUUCCAUGGACGUACCGAGACGCUGGAGCGGAUCAAAUCCUACCUGCUGGAUACAUCGACAACGGCCCCGCUCGUUGUGCACGGGAUCAGUGGAACAGGCAAAACGUCCAUCCUGGCGAUGUCGGCGAAUCUUUGCAAGACCUGGCUGAACAAGACACCAAAGCUCGUGUUAAGGUUUCUCGGUACAACCGUGGAGAGUUCUUCCGUUCUGCCUCUGCUACAGAGUCUGGUGCAUCAACUGAGUAUGCUGGGUAAUCAACGCCUCCGAAUCGGCCUGACCGUCGACCUUCUAAAAGUUCAGUUGAUGGUCCUUUUAAAGCAAGGCACGGCGGAGUGUCCACUCGUGGUCAUCUUAGACUCGCUUGACCAGCUGGACACCUCAAACAAUGGCCGCUCCUUGAUGUGGCUUCCGGCCUCUCUGCCGCCUCACUGCAAGGUCAUCGUAUCAUCACUUCCGGAGGAGAAAUACGAGGCGUUUCCGGCCCUCAAGUUGUCGUUUGACGAAGCCAUGCUGUGGCGCUCGUUCGACCCCCCAUCACGGACGGUGCUGCAGACGACAGUCCGUACAGCAGUCGACUUCCUGUUCGGUCGUCUGGAGAAACAGCACGGUCGGAUAUUGGUGUGCCGCGCCUUGGCAUAUCUUACCUUAGCCAGUAACGGAAUCACCGAGGCGGAGCUUGAUGAUGUGUUGUCUUGCGAUGAUGACGUAUUAAAUGACGUCUACACCUACUGGACGCCGCCCAUUCGCAGACUGCCACCUCUACUUCUGGUUCGCAUGCGGACGGACAUCGACCAAUAUAUCGUUGAGCGCGGUGCAGACGGUGUACGCGUGUUGAACUGGUAUCACCGGCAGUUUACGGAAGCUGCGCACGAGCGCUACUGCGCAGAUGACGCGCAUAACAAGCGUCUCCAUGGCAACCUUGCUGAUUUUUUCGCGGGAACCUGGGCCAAUGAAAAAUGCAAAAUUAUCAACUACGUCGGCAUGAAGCCAAUAUGUUUGGCAUGCAGCAUCUAA